This is a messenger RNA of Rhopilema esculentum, 935 nucleotides long. Lineage: Eukaryota; Metazoa; Cnidaria; Scyphozoa; Rhizostomeae; Rhizostomatidae. The record is from RefSeq and is a predicted model, not a curated record.
AUGGAAGUCAAUGGUAUUGAACGACUUCUUUAUAUCAUUGCCAUUUCCUUUUUUCCAGUUCAAAGUGCUACAUAUUUUGAACUUAUAAAGGGUGCUGAUACUUCAAGCAAUGAAAAAGCUGACAAUCCUCUUGUGAAUAAAAGAUUUUUCCAAUGUGACAGAAAUGAGGAUUGCAAAUAUAUUGUAAAAAUGCAUGGAUCAAACGAACUGAAAAUUGUACCUGAAGAGCAUGUAUUGGCUUCACCUGGAAAUUUUUAUAAGAUAUGGAAGAAGGUUCAAAUUGUGAAAAAGAAGUCCUCUCCAGUUGUAAAAAAUAUAGCACUUUACAAACCAGUAGUGCAAUCGUCACAAUAUGAUCAGUACACACCCGCAACCAACGCAGUUGAUGGUAGCUUAGAAGCGGUGCACAGAACCUGUGCCAUUACAACACAUCAGAGUUUUCCUCCAUGGUUUCGUGUUGAUCUUCAACAAAAACUUCCUGUUCGAUCAGUUGCUUUGCAAAACAGGAGGGACUGCUGCUGGAAUCGAAUGAACCCAUUUGAUGUUCGCGUCGGCAUGAGUCUAGAGAAUGAUGGUAGAGUGAAUCCUAAAUGCGUCAACGGUGGCAGUUUUACCCAGAUAAACCAAUACCUCAGUUUGGGAUGUCCUUCAGUAAUGUACGGCCGUUACGUCAUCGUGUUGGCUGAACUUUCAUCGAUGAUUGAAAUUUGCGAACUAGAGGUUUACUCAUAAAAACAGUUGUUAGUUUAUGUAGACAUUCGUAUAUUGAUUACAUUCGUAUAUGAAUUACAACCAUUAACCAUACAUUAAACAUAAAAUUUAUGAACAUACGUAAUUAUCAUGCGAAUCUUGCGUUUGCUUGUAAUAACAUUAAAGCACUAAAUCGCUCUAAACAUUUCACUGAACAUCUGUCAACAUUUUUAUCAAAAUUUAAG